Molecule: messenger RNA, 1903 nt
Organism: Monodelphis domestica (gray short-tailed opossum)
Lineage: Eukaryota; Metazoa; Chordata; Mammalia; Didelphimorphia; Didelphidae
Source: RefSeq, a predicted model, not a curated record
AGGAUUAAUCAAAAGUAAAAUAAAUUCCAAUUUUGAAGGGUGGAUAAUGAAGAAGAAAUAAUAAAUGAGAAAAGAUCUAAAUUUACAAUCAAGAAACAAAUCACGUUAAUCAUAGAUCACAAGUGCUGAGGACACUCUUCUGCUCUUGCUAUUUUUUUUUCUUUAUUAAGAAGCAAACAGGGAGGAAGAGAAGAAAAAAUGUAAGAAGAGAGGAAAAAGAAAGCAGAAUACAAGAGUAUUUGUCAGAGGAUAACUUUCUCCCUUUUAAAUUCAUAUGGUAGGUUACUGCUAUAAAACUAUCACAAUGCAAAAAUUAUAAAGGUAAAAGUCUAGGUUUUAUUAUGCUUACCUACAGGUUUAGGAGGUAGAAAAAAUAACCCUGACCUAGACUAGGGUUUCUUAUAAGCUUUGUAGAGAAAAUUACUUUGGAGAGACAGAGAUAUUAUUUUAUAAAUUAUAAUCUAUAUAUCCUUUUAAACCAUAAAAGUUUAACAAACUUAGUUGAAGAGAAUUAUAUUCUCAUAUAUCCUCUAAGGAAACAAACAUAACUAAACAGAUUCUAUAGGUAAACCAAGUCAGGUUACAGAUUAAACUACAUUUAGAUGGUUCAUAAUGGACUGUUUGAACAGAGAGAUUUACAUGCUUACAGAGCAUCUGGGGAAUCCUUCCACAAAUAGUUAAAUCACUUUGGAAAGCUCACACUCCACCCUUUGGCUUCUUAUCUGAGAAAUGUCCAAAAGUCUUCCCUUAAUUCUCCUCUUCUAUGAUCAGGGUUUAGCCAAGUGAGGUGAAUAUUAACAGGAAGCAAUCAGUUAUGAGAAAUGUCAUAAUAAAAUGUAAUAAAAGGAAAGUGAAAAAUUCUCCUCACAGAAUAUUGUUUAUAGGAAACAUACUUGAAAGAAAGAUUCAUGAGAAGUCUGGGGUUGCUGGAGAAGAUGGCGGUCUCCAUAGGAGUUAAAGUUCCACAUAAUUUUCGCUUGUUAGGAGAACUUGAAGAAGGCCAAAAAGGAGUAGGCAACAGUACAGUUAGCUGGGGACUUGAAGACGAUGAAGAUAUGACACUUACAAGGUGGACAGGCAUGAUUAUUGGACCACCAAGGACAAACUAUGAAAACAGAAUAUACAGUCUGAAAGUAGAGUCUGGACCUAAAUACCCAGAAGCACCUCCAGCAGUUAGAUUUGUAACAAAAAUGAAUAUGAAUGGGAUAAAUAAUUCCAAUGGAAUGAUGGAUGCACGGAGCAUACCAGUGUUAGCAAAAUGGCAAAAUUCUUCUAGCAUUAAAGUUGUACUUCAAGAGCUAAGGCAUCUAAUGAUGUCCAAAAAAAACAUGAAGCUUCCACAACCUCCAGAAAGACAAACAUACAGCAAUUAAUUUUAACAAAUCUCAAACUUAUCUAAACCAAUAACCUUCUUGAUUAAAUCUCACAAUGCAGAACCCACACAUUAAAAGAAUUCCAGCUGGUAUACAUGACCUGGACAUUUGUAAGAAUAGAUAUUUAAUAUGUGUACACCCAUUAAGUUUUCAGGCACAAUGGGAAGGAAAAUGAAGCACAAUUUUUUCCCCUCUUAUCAAGGCACUAUCAUUUAAGCAUAAACCUGGAGUACUCCAAAUGGAAUUCAGGUUUUACAAGAUGAAAGCAUGGCAAGAAGUAUCAGAUUGCUGUGGAGUAAUAUAUGUUUCAGAAAUCUAAUUUCUCAAGAAGGAAAAUUAUAAAUGGAAUGCUUGGUCCAUCUUGCUUAGUGAAAGAGCUGCGAUGCAAAUUGUUUAAAGUAGCACGUACAAUAAAUACUGUUACUAAUUUUGUUUAAUUUUUGAAGAGGUGUGGGUACCGACCUCUAGCAGUAACAAAAAGUAUGUUCAGGAUUGUUUUGAUACCUGUAUUUAUAAAAAGGGGGAGGGAG